CUCUCAUUUAAUUUAAACCCCUCUUCUAAAAACUCUCAAAAUAUCUUCUACUCACCUUCCCUCCAGUUUCGACCUAGAGAGAGUUAAGAGAGAGAUGAGAGAGGUGAUAAGCAUUCACAUUGGACAGGCUGGGAUUCAAGUGGGAAAUUCUUGCUGGGAGCUCUACUGUCUCGAGCAUGGCAUUCAACCUGAUGGAAUGAUGCCCAGUGACAAUACAAUAGGUGUUGCACAAGAUGCUUUUAAUACCUUCUUCAGCGAGACAAGUGUUGGCAGGCAUGUGCCUAGGGCAAUAUUUGUUGAUCUGGAACCCACUGUUGUUGAUGAAGUUAGGACUGGAAUCUACAGACAACUUUUUCACCCUGAGCAACUUAUCUCUGGUAAAGAGGAUGCUGCUAAUAACUUUGCCAGAGGACAUUACACAGUCGGGAAAGAUAUCAUCGAUCUAUGCCUUGAUCGAGUGAGAAAGUUAGCUGACAAUUGCACCGGCUUACAAGGUUUUUUGGUAUUUAAUGCCGUGGGUGGUGGCACUGGUUCUGGUUUGGGGUCUUUACUUCUAGAGCGCUUGUCUGUAGAUUACGGGAAAAAGUCAAAACUUGGGUUCACCAUCUUUCCUUCUCCUCAGGUUUCAACUGCAGUUGUGGAGCCUUACAACAGUGUGUUGUCCACUCAUUCCCUCCUUGAACACACAGAUGUUGCUGUGCUCUUGGAUAAUGAAGCUAUAUAUGAUAUCUGCAGGAAAUCAUUAGACAUUGAGAGGCCAACUUACACCAACCUGAACCGUUUGAUAUCUCAAGUUAUCUCGUCUUUGACCACAUCCUUGAGAUUUGAUGGGGCCAUCAACGUGGACGUUACGGAGUUCCAAACCAACCUUGUGCCAUAUCCUCGUAUUCAUUUCAUGCUCUCAUCUUAUGCACCAGUGAUCUCAGCUGCAAAAGCUUUCCACGAGCAGUUAUCUGUUCCUGAGAUCACAAAUGCUGUUUUUGAGCCUUCAAGUAUGAUGGCCAAGUGUGACCCAAGGCAUGGGAAGUACAUGGCAUGCUGUCUAAUGUAUCGUGGUGAUGUAGUUCCCAAAGAUGUCAAUGCUGCUGUUGGUACCAUCAAGUCAAAACGGACAGUUCAGUUUGUUGAUUGGUGCCCAACUGGUUUCAAGUGUGGCAUCAAUUACCAGCCCCCAACAGUUGUUCCUGCUGGUGAUCUUGCCAAGGUGCAGCGUGCAGUUUGUAUGAUAAGUAACAACACAGCCGUGGCUGAGGUUUUCUCCAGAAUCGACCACAAAUUUGAUCUCAUGUAUGCCAAGCGAGCAUUUGUCCACUGGUACGUGGGCGAAGGCAUGGAGGAAGGGGAGUUCUCAGAAGCCCGUGAAGAUCUUGCUGCUCUUGAGAAAGACUAUGAGGAAGUUGGGGCAGAAGGCGUUGAAGAGGAAGAUGAAGGGGAAGACUAUUAAAUGUAAUUUUGUUGGGGUAUAAUUCUUGUCCUUUUCAACUAUAAUCAAUUUUUUUCCAGUUGUUUCUGUUAUGCUUUAUGCUAUUUGUUAACUGAGAGAGCUGCUCUUCUCAGUGUUCCAAUAUGGUUUUUGUUUCAAGCAAGAUUUACAAUGACUGAAAUAUUAUUUUUUUCAUUGCUUUUUC
This is a messenger RNA of Cornus florida, 1628 nucleotides long. RefSeq names its product tubulin alpha-5 chain-like. The transcript has 5 exons. Gene Ontology annotation, molecular function: GTP binding; structural constituent of cytoskeleton. The record is from RefSeq and is a predicted model, not a curated record. Bases 95 to 1444 code for a protein of 449 amino acids. Gene Ontology annotation, cellular component: microtubule; cytoplasm. Gene Ontology annotation, biological process: microtubule cytoskeleton organization; mitotic cell cycle. Lineage: Eukaryota; Viridiplantae; Streptophyta; Magnoliopsida; Cornales; Cornaceae.